Messenger RNA from Elephantulus edwardii (Cape elephant shrew), 3357 nucleotides. It is a transcript of the gene ANKRD24, whose product is annotated as ankyrin repeat domain 24. NCBI's taxonomy places the organism in Eukaryota, Metazoa, Chordata, Mammalia, Macroscelidea, Macroscelididae. The transcript is spliced from 21 exons. Gene Ontology annotation, molecular function: actin binding. The record is from RefSeq and is a predicted model, not a curated record. The coding region runs from base 1 to 3357 and encodes 1118 amino acids.
AUGAAGCAGCUGUGUCUGUGCGCGGCCGCCUCGUUCGCGCUGCGGCUGAGCCCCACCGAGCUGGGCUCCUGCCCGCCCUGCGGCCCCUGCCCCAUCCCGAAGCCGGUGGCCAGAGGCAGGCGCCAGAGCCAGGACUGGGGCAAGAGUGACGAGCGGCUGCUGCAGGCCGUGGACAGUGACGAUGCCCCCCGGGUGGCCGCCCUCAUCGCCCGCAAGGGCCUGGUGCCCACGAAGCUGGACCCCGAGGGCAAGUCCGCGUUCCACCUGGCAGCCAUGAGGGGUGCAGCCAGCUGCCUGGAGGUGAUGCUGGCUCAGGGUGCCAAUGUCAUGAGCACGGAUGGGGCAGGUUACAAUGCCCUCCACCUGGCCGCCAAGUAUGGGCAUCCCCAGUGCUUGAAGCAGCUGCUACAGGCCUCCUGCGUGGUGGACGCCACAGAUAGCAGCGGGUGGACAGCUCUGCAUCACGCAGCGGCUGGAGGCUGCCUCUCCUGCUCAGAAUUACUCUGCUCGUUUAAAGCCCAUCUGAACCCCCGAGAUCGGUCGGGUGCAACACCCCUCAUCCUCGCGGCUCAGAUGUGUCACACUGACCUGUGUCGCCUCCUUCUGCAGCAGGGCGCAGCCGUGAACGACCGGGACCUGCAGGGCAGGACAGCCCUGAUGCUGGCCUGUGAAGCGGCCAGCCCCGAAACCGUGGAGGUGCUGCUUCAGGGCGGUGCCCAGCCGGGCAUCACCGACUCCCUCGGCCAGGACGCCUCGCACUAUGGCGCCCUCGCGGGGGACAAACUCAUCCUACAGCUCCUGCAGGAGGCGGCCCCGAGGCCCUCACCCCCCAGCGCCCUCCCAGAGGAUGACUCAGGCGAGGCCUCAUCUCAGAAUUCUGUGUCCAGCCGUGAAAAGCCAGGAACUUCCAAGAAGCGGAAGGCACCCCAGCCCCCUGCCAGCAUCCCUAUGCCGGAUGACCGAGAGGCCUAUGAGGAGAUCGUGCGCCUGCGGCAGGAGCGAGGCCGUCUGCUUCAGAAGAUCCGGGGCCUGGAGCAGCACCAGGAGCGGAGGAAGCUGGAGGAGCCAGAGGCCAGCUCCCUGCACAGCCUGGAGAGACAGGUGCAGGAGCUGCAGCAGCUGCUGGUGGAGAAGCAGGAGGAGAAGGAGAGCCUGGGGCGUGAGGUGGAGAGUCUGCAGAGCCGACUGUCCCUGCUGGAGAACGAGCGUGAGAACACCAGCUAUGACGUGGCCACACUGCAGGAUGAAGAGGGGGAGCUGCCUGACUUCCCAGGGGCCGAGGCACUGCUCUCCAAACAAGUGAGCCCGUCAGUCCAGGAGCUCUUGGCGUCGCUGCAGGACCAGGUGGCCACGCUGACCAAACAGAACCAGGAGCUGAUGGAGAAAGUGCAGAUCCUGGAGAACUUCGAGAAGGACGAGGAGGAGGCCAGCAGCUUGGCCGAGGUCAUCCCUCUGGCUGUCUAUGACGCUCUGCGCGCUGAGUUUGACCAGCUCCACAGGCAGCACGCCGAGGCCUUGCGGGCGCUGGGGCAACGGGACAUCCAGGAGGCCCUCAGAGAGGAGGAGGCAGUGGCAGGGACAGGCAAGGGCCAAGCAACCAGGAAUACCAUGAACGGGCUGGCCGGCACAGAGCUGAACGGCCUGGAAUCCAAAGUGAAUGGAGCUGAGAACACAGAUGAGGAGACUGGAGGAGACAGGACCAUCGAGGUUGGGACUUUGGAACCAGCAUCCACAGGGGUGGAGGCCACUGAGGCCAAGACCACAGAAACAGAGGACUCAGGAUCUGCAGCUGAGGAAACAACAGUGGCCAUGGGGACUGAAGUCACUGAAGUGAAGGCACCAAAGGAGCCAGAGACCAUUGAGAGAAAGGCCACGGGGGUGGAGGCCACAGGAACAGGUGCCACGGUGAAGGAGACCACGAAGGUGGCACCAGAGAUGACAGAAAAUGGAGUGGGGGCCACAGAGGCAGAGCUCACAGGCCCACAGAACACAGACGGGAAGGCCACAGCGGUUGAGACCACGACACUGUCCGCGGGUCCCCUCCUCCAUCCCGGUGCCGCGGAGGCCUCAGAGAAGCUGCAGGCAGAGCUAGAGACCAGGAUCCGUGGCCUGGAGGAGGCGCUCCGGCAGCGGGAGCGCGAGGCGGCUGCGGAGCUGGAGGCCGCCCGCGGCAAGUGCGAGGCCGCCGAGGCCGAGGCUGGCCGGCUGCGCGAGCGGGUGCGCGAGGCCGAGAGCGGUGGGGCCGGCGACGGCUGCGGGGGCAACGUGGCGCAGCUGCGAGCCGCCCUGGAGCAGGCCCGAGAGGACCUCCGGGGCCGGGACGCGCGCCUCCGGGAGCUGGAGGCGGCCGUCUCCUCCCUGGACGAGUCCCGGGCCGGCCUGCUGCUGGCCGAGGAGGAGGCCCGGGGUCUGCGCGCAGAGCUGGCCCAGAAGGACGAGGUGCGGCUGGAGCAGAGCCGGGAGCUGCAGGUGCUGCGGGAGCAACUGGCCGCCGCCACGGCCUCCGAGGAGCAGCAGCGGGCAGCGGCCGCCCAGCUGGGCCAGGCCCGGGACGUGGCCGAGGCGCAGGCGGCUGAGCUGGGCGCAGCCUGCGAGGAGGCCCGGCGGAGCCUGGCGGAGCUGCGCGAGGCCUCGGAGGCCCUCCGACAGUCCUCGGUGCCAGCGGCCGAGCAUCACCGCCUGCAGGAGGAGGCCCUGGAGUUGCGGGGCCGGGCGGCCAGCCUGGAGCAGGAGGUGGUGGCCACGGGCAAGGAGGCGGCCCGGCUACGCGCGGAGCUGGAGCGGGAGCGCGUGGGCAGCGUGGCGCGCUCGGAGCACGAGCGGGUGGUGGGCGCGCUGCAGGCCGAUGUGGCCCGGCUGGAGGGGCAGCUGGAGGAGCUGGGACGGCGCCAUGAGAAGACCAGCGCCGAGGUCUUCCAGGUGCAGCGGGAGGCGCUGUUCAUGAAGAGUGAGCGGCAUGCGGCCGAGGCCCAGCUGGCCACAGCGGAGCAGCAGCUGAGGGGGCUUCGAACCGAGGCCGAGAGGGCACGCCAGGCCCAGAGCCGUGCCCAAGAGGCCCUGGACAAGGCCAAGGAGAAGGACAAGAAGAUCACCGAGCUGUCCAAGGAGGUGUUCAGCCUUAAGGAAGCCUUGAAGGACCAGCCAGCCACUCCGGCCACCCCUGAGGUGGAGGCUCUGAGAGAACAAGUGAAGGCGCUGCAGCAGCAGCUGGAGGAGGCUGCCAGGGAGCACAGUGCCGUGGUGGCCUUGUACCGGAGUCACCUGCUCUACGCUAUCCAGGGCCAGAUGGACGAAGACGUGCAGCGAAUCCUCAGCCAGAUUCUGCAAAUGCAGAGGCUCCAAGCCCAGGGUCGCUGA